AUGAGCAGCGGAGAGAAGACCACAGCCGGCCCCGUGGCCAUGGCCUACUACGCCAAGGCGUCGAGCGUCAAGCCGCCGCUGAUCGCCAACGAGAACGCGUUUCUGGGCGAUGUGUCGUGCUCCACCGACAGCGACAAGCCCAUGUCGGCGGGCUUCUACCGCCUGGAGAAGGGCACGCCGCUCGUGUACGAGUACAACUACCAUGAGAUGAAGAUCAUCAUCGAGGGCAGCUUCGAUAUCAGCGACGAGACCGGCACCAAGGCGCACGGCGUCGCCGGCGACGUCUUUUACUUCCCGGCUGGCUCCAAGAUAACUUUUACGACGGAGGACUUUGGUCUGGCUUUUUACACGGGGCAGCGGGCUAGGGACUCGGCGUAG
Molecule: messenger RNA, 378 nt
Organism: Anthostomella pinea
Lineage: Eukaryota; Fungi; Ascomycota; Sordariomycetes; Xylariales; Xylariaceae
Source: the annotation of a GenBank genome assembly